Molecule: messenger RNA, 744 nt
Organism: Neltuma alba
Lineage: Eukaryota; Viridiplantae; Streptophyta; Magnoliopsida; Fabales; Fabaceae
Product: cysteine-rich repeat secretory protein 38-like
Exons: 1
Coding region: 1-744 (247 amino acids)
Source: RefSeq, a predicted model, not a curated record
AUGUCUUCUUCAAAGCUCACAGCCACCACCGUCCUCCUCCUAACCUUGACUCUCCUUCUCCAAACAUCAUUUGGAGCCAAUAACUUUCUUUCCUGUGUCUGUUCAAACCCUCAAAACUUCACUUCCAACACACCUUUCGAUUCAAGCUUGAAAACUCUCAUCACAGUUCUUACCUCCAAAACCUCUCUUACUGGUUUCGGUCAAGCCUCCUUUGGCCAAUACCAUGACCAACAAGCCUACGGCCUCUCUCUUUGCCGUGGCGAUGUCUCUUCCUCGGACUGCAAAACUUGUGUCUCUGAAGCAACCACCGAACUCCUCAAACGUUGCUCCUACAAGAAAGGUGCCAUAAUCUGGUACGACAACUGUUUGUUCAAGUAUUCAGACAAAGACUUCCUUGGCCGCAUUGAUCAUGCGAACAAGUUCUACAUGUUGAACGUGAACAAUGUCACUAAUCCUGAUGCUUUCAACUACAAGACGAAGGAAUUGUUGAGCCGUCUUGCUGAGGAAGCUCAUGGGAACCCUAAGAUGUAUGCCGCAGGAGAGUUAAAGCUUGAAGAAGGGAAGAACAUGACAGUGUAUGGGUUGACUCAGUGUACCAGAGACCUUUCUAGCGAUGAUUGCAAGAAGUGUCUAUAUGAUUCGAUCGGUGAGCUUCCUAAUUGUUGUAAUGGGAAACAAGGGGGCAGAGUUUUAGGCGGAAGCUGCAACGUGCAAUAUGAGAUUUACCCUUUCUUCAAAGAAUAG